Camellia sinensis is the source of this 1676-nucleotide messenger RNA. Its product is annotated as AP-4 complex subunit mu. Gene Ontology annotation, biological process: intracellular protein transport; vesicle-mediated transport. Gene Ontology annotation, cellular component: clathrin adaptor complex. Lineage: Eukaryota; Viridiplantae; Streptophyta; Magnoliopsida; Ericales; Theaceae. The record is from RefSeq and is a predicted model, not a curated record.
UGACACUUUAGUCCUAUCAUGUCAAAUUUUAGCUUGCCCACCCUCCAUAGACAUACUCUGAAACUGGAAGGCGAAACGACCAUGAUCUCGCAGUUCUUCGUGCUUUCGCAGAGAGGCGACAACAUCGUCUUCCGCGUCUACCGUGGUGAUGUACAAAGAGGAAGUGCAGAGAUUUUUUUCCGCAAAGUUAAGUUUUGGAAAGAGGAUGGUGAAGAGGAGGCACCACCUGUCUUUAACGUUGAUGGUGUGAACUACUUCCAUGUGAAGGUUGUUGGAUUGCUGUUUGUUGCAACCACGAGAGCCAAUGUGUCACCUUCUCUUGUCUUGGAACUUCUACAGAGGAUUGCACGUGUCAUCAAAGAUUACCUUGGAGUUCUCAAUGAAGAUUCAUUUCGGAAAAAUUUUGUGCUUGUGUAUGAGUUGCUUGAUGAAGUUGUUGAUUUUGGUUAUGUGCAAACAACUUCCACCGAAGUCUUGAAGUCCUAUGUAUUUAAUGAACCAAUUAUGUUUGAUGCUGCACGCUUACCAACCCUUGGCCCUGCGGCAAUCUUUAUGCACGGGAGCAAAAGAAUGCCAGGGACAGCUGUCACAAAAUCUGUUGUAGCAAAUGAACCUGGGGGUCGGAAGAGGGAGGAAAUUUUUGUGGAUAUAAUUGAGAAAAUAAACAUUACAUUCAGUUCUAGUGGAUAUAUACUGACUUCUGAGAUCGAUGGCACUAUUCAAAUGAAGAGUUAUCUUACUGGCAAUCCAGAAAUCCGAUUAGCCCUCAAUGAGGACCUGAGCAUAGGAAGAGACGGGAGAUCAAUCUAUGAUUAUGGUGGUUCCUUUGGCUCUGGACCAGUGAUUCUAGAUGAUUGCAAUUUCCAUGAAUCUGUAAAUCUUGGUAGCUUUGAGAUGGACAGAACUCUGACUUUGGUGCCACCAGAUGGUGAGUUUCCUGUCAUGAAUUACCGGAUGACCCAGGAAUUCAAGCCUCCUUUUCGUAUUAACGUUUUGAUUGAAAAAGCUGGCCCACUUAAGGCUGAAGUGAUUCUGAAAAUACAUGCUGAAUUUGCCUCUACCAUUACUGCAAACACUAUUCAAGUGCAGAUGCCACUACCAAUGUAUACCUCUAGAGUCAGUUUUGAGUUGGAACCUGAGGCAUUUGGACAAACGACUGAUUUCAAGGAGUCAAAUAAGAAAAUUGAAUGGAGUCUAAAAAAGAUUGUUGGUGGAUCUGAACAUACACUUCGUGCAAAGCUGACAUUUUCACCGGAAUCACAUGGAAACAUCACAAAGGAAGCUGGCCCAGUGAGCAUGACCUUUACAAUACCAAUGUAUAAUACCUCAAGGCUUCAGGUGAAGUACUUGCAGAUAGCAAAGAAAUCCAAAACUUGCAAUCCAUAUCGAUGGGUGAGAUAUGUUACCCAGGCUAAUUCUUAUGUUGCCCGUAUAUGAUAGAUGGAAGCAACUCUCUUUGUUGUCUUUAUUUUUUAUAUUUCAUUCUUUAUUUCUUUCUUUUGCCUCAAAUUUUUUUAUAUUUUUUCUUGAGCUAAAUCUUAUGUUUUCAAUUGAUUUUUUAAAAAUAUGCACGCUAAAUAAAUUGCAUAUAUCCUCAUACUGUUUCAUUUCUCUUUUUAGUUUUUCCCUUAAGAACUAUAUCUUCCACAUUGUUGCAAUGAAUAUAACUACAUAUG